GACGUCAUGACGUCCUCUUCAGAUUGCGUAUUAUGGGAUGUGCGGAAUUAAACAACCCGAGGAGGACACGAGGGGAGAGCAAAAAUAAUAAAAUAAUUAAAGAGACAGGGACAGCGGAGGUGCAUGGUGAGGAAUGGAGCUCUCCGCUGUGGGUGAGAGCGUCUUUGCAGCAGAGUCCAUCAUUAAACGGAGGAUCAGACGGGGUCGCUGGGAAUAUCUGGUGAAAUGGAAGGGCUGGUCGAAGAAGUACAGCACUUGGGAGCCGGAGGAAAACAUUCUGGACGCACGGUUGUUCGCAGCUUUCGAGGAGAGGGAACGUGAAAGAGAGCAGUUCGGUCCGAAGAAGCGGGGACCCAAACCGGAGACCUUCCUGUUGAAGGCCAAAGCCAAAGAAAAAUCGUAUGAAUUCCGAAGAGAGGCUCCCAGAGGGAUCCAGGUUUCCUAUCCGGUCCCGGAGCCAGUUAAAACCCCCAGAGCCCGGGAGGGUUUACGCGCCGUGGUUCCCACAAUCUUCCCUCCGAGCGCCAUCAAUAGAGGAGAAAGCGUCCACCUCCAACCACCAGAACCAGAGAGGAGGCCGAGAGCGACACCACCCACGGCCGCUUCCACGCUCCAAGAACUGGGUCGUUUCCCUAAAAAGCGAGGGCGCAAACCGAAGCUGCAGUUGCACUACGAUGAAGAUGAUGAGAGCAGCUCAGCGGAGCCGGACACGAAGAGGGCGAGGUCCGUGCAGGAGGGCGAUCUGUCCAACAGCAGCCGACGUCUGCACCACCACCACCAUCAGCACCAUCAGCACCAUCAGCACACAGUGAAGGAGGCGUCUGACCGCAGCCUCAUCCAGCUCACCAAGAGGUUCCAGGUGGAGACCACGAUCACACCCAAACCCGGCGGUGAACACAGACUCCCCGGUGACGCAGCUCUGGCCUACACCUGCGCCUUCAGCCCAGACAUGCGCACAAGCGAGCCGAGGGGACACAGCAGGCCCGAGAGUCUGCGCAGGACGUGUGUCUCCCAGCCCGAGAAGAUGAAGCACCAGGUGAAGAUGUCCUGCCGUGCUCCACAGUCACAGUCCACGUGUGAUUUCCCUGCGCGAGCGGCGUCCUCGUGGAGACCCAGUCUGUCCAACCUGGACCGGGUGACGGUGACAGACGUGACCAUGAACCUGUUGACGGUGACCAUCAGAGAGAGCAGCACAGACCAGGGCUUUUUCAGAGAGAAAAGAUGAGAGACACCCGUGACGUCAUUGUCAUCUAACAUACUGUACCUACUGUAUUACUAUAUUUUUAUAUGUUACUCUACAACCUGUGAGUAUGCGCAUAUUUAAUACGUUGUUGGAGAAAAAAUAAAUUGAAAAAAAAAAUAAAAAUAACAAAUGACCCGGAUGCUGUCAUGUUGUUGACAUUUGAAACGGUGUAGCAGCUUUGUUCAAACAGUGUUACACAAUUAGGAACAGUUGUUUUGGGGGGAUGUUUUACGUUUCCAGUCCAUGUCUAAUAAAAAAAAAGUUUCUGUACGAACAUGUUUUCACCACCAACAAAUAAAGACGAUUAAAAACUGUAGACUUAAUGUAGAUAAAAAUGUAUUUUCUAGGGAAUAUAAAUUCCUCCACGAGUUCCACAGCAUUGAAAUAAAUUUUGUAUGCGUUAUAUAUACGUUUUUGAGUCACAAUUAAAACAAUAUGUUUGGAGAGUAAA
This is a messenger RNA of Cynoglossus semilaevis (tongue sole), 1694 nucleotides long. RefSeq names its product chromobox homolog 8a (Pc class homolog, Drosophila) (gene cbx8a). NCBI's taxonomy places the organism in Eukaryota, Metazoa, Chordata, Actinopteri, Pleuronectiformes, Cynoglossidae. The transcript has 5 exons. Bases 134 to 1225 code for a protein of 363 amino acids. Gene Ontology annotation, cellular component: chromatin; PRC1 complex. The record is from RefSeq and is a predicted model, not a curated record. Gene Ontology annotation, biological process: negative regulation of transcription by RNA polymerase II. Gene Ontology annotation, molecular function: chromatin binding.